Messenger RNA from Adineta steineri, 561 nucleotides. NCBI's taxonomy places the organism in Eukaryota, Metazoa, Rotifera, Eurotatoria, Adinetida, Adinetidae. The record is from the annotation of a GenBank genome assembly.
AUGACGUCAAAAAUGUAUGCAAUCCAAGCACCUGCUUUCGAUGCAGCUGUCACAUAUCAACCACCUACAACAAACUCUACAUCCGAUCACCCAUCUAUACACACGGUGAACCUCGAGGCAGCAUGUGAAGCCAAGAAAAAAAUCGUUCAUAAUUUACCUACAAAGUGUGAACAUUGCGAUACUCCAUUCAAUGCACCUAAUUGUAUCGUGGAACUAGUAAAAACUGGUGAUGUAAUGGCUUAUUGUCGUGGUCAAGGUGGUUGUGGUAGAUCACAAGUUCUCUUUGUUGGAGUAAAAACUUCCAUUCCACGUUAUCGGAAAGUAUGUGUUUUCAAACACAAUAUAUCAUGUUAUGAACCAAACGAAGCUAUUGGCCUUCCAUCAAAUAUUUAUGCUUUACAUGGCAUUACACCUCAUGAAACUAUUUGUGACACGUGUGGCCAGCGAUAUGACACUCAUCCGACAGGCUAUGAUCAUAACGGAUGGCUUGAGGAUGGAUUUGAUCAGUUAGAACUUCCUGCUGACUGGCCAAUGUUUCGAGAUGGCAAGUUUAUUCUCUAA